AUGAGCAAGGGCAGCGUCUCCUCCCGCAACAAGCACACCCGCAGCUGCGGGCUCCUCCUGAUCCCAAACCUCCGGUCGCCUUCCCCCAAGAAGGUCGGUGAUGACAUCGCCAAGGCCACGGGUGACUGGAAGGGGCUGAGGAUCACAGUGAAGCUCACCAUCCAGAACAGGCAAGCUCAGAUAGAGGUUGUUCCUUCUGCCUCGGCUCUGAUUAUCAAAGCUCUGAAGGAGCCUCCUCGUGACAGGAAGAAGCAGAAAAACAUUAAGCACAGUGGCAGCGUCAGCUUUGAUGAGAUAGUGAACAUUGCACGGCAGAUGCGGCACAGAUCCCUGGCUCGAGAGCUCUCGGGGACCAUCAAGGAGAUUCUUGGAACUGCCCAGUCUGUGGGCUGCAGCAUUGAUGGCAGGCACCCACAUGAUAUCAUUGAUGACAUCAAUAAUGGUGCAAUUGAGUGCCCAGCUAGCUAAGACUGCAGAAAAGAAGUUGCUGUAUGAAGGCUCCUUAAGUGUUUUAUAGCACCUUAAGUACCUAAUAAAAGACCCAGUUGUCUGCAAAG
Molecule: messenger RNA, 557 nt
Organism: Athene cunicularia (burrowing owl)
Lineage: Eukaryota; Metazoa; Chordata; Aves; Strigiformes; Strigidae
Gene: RPL12
Product: ribosomal protein L12
Exons: 6
Coding region: 1-468 (155 amino acids)
Biological process (GO): translation
Cellular component (GO): cytosolic large ribosomal subunit; ribosome
Molecular function (GO): large ribosomal subunit rRNA binding; structural constituent of ribosome
Source: RefSeq, a predicted model, not a curated record